Condylostylus longicornis is the source of this 933-nucleotide messenger RNA. Its product is annotated as BCL-6 corepressor-like protein 1. The record is from RefSeq and is a predicted model, not a curated record. NCBI's taxonomy places the organism in Eukaryota, Metazoa, Arthropoda, Insecta, Diptera, Dolichopodidae. The transcript is spliced from 3 exons. Bases 1 to 933 code for a protein of 310 amino acids.
AUGAUUACGACAUUGGCAUUACAGAAAAUCUCAACAAUACAAAGUAUAACAUCAGCCACUUACAUUCAAAAACAAAAUAUCACAAUUGCAUUUGCAAAUAGUUUAUCAACACUGUGUGAAUCAUUAAAUUCAACAAAAAUUUUAUUAACUGAAGCUUUAAAUAGUAAAGAAUUGGAAAUGGAGAAUAUUAACAAACUUAAUUCAUUACUAGCCAUUACAACGAACCUUCUUGAUAGAUCAACAAUAAUAAAAGAAUCUUUAAAGAAUAACAAUAAUUCUGAUAAAUUUACAAGUACAGUUCUGUUCGCAGCAUUGUUAUUUUCAAAAAUUGAAUGUGGUGCGAUUGAAGAACGUGAUCUACCAACUAUUGAAAACGCCGAAUAUGAAGAAAUACAAAGGGAAUUAGCAAGUAAACCACGUUUCUUAUUAGCUGCGAUUUUAGCGGCAAAAUUAGCAUUUCUUAAUUCACUUACAUCUACAACACCUGCUCCUACUGUAGCAACACCUACGCCAACACCAACACCUACGCCAACACCGACGCCAACUCCUACGCCAACCCCAACUCCAACACCAAACGGAGAACAUUUUACACCAGAAAACAUUAUCAAUUUGGAAACUGAAGAUGAUGUACGAUUAUUGGUUGGAUCAGGAAUUCCAACAUUGAUAGCUUCAUACUUAACUCAAAAGCUUAAUUUGGUUAAUGCAUUCACAACAGUAGCACCGACUAAUUCACUUACACCAACGCCAACACCAACGCCCACGCCCACGCCAACGCCAACACCUACGCCAACACCAACACCUACGCCAACACCUACACCUACACCAACACCCACACCUACACCAACACCUACGCCUACUCCAACGCCAACACCAACUCCGACCCCAACUCCUACACCAACACCAACUCCAACACCAACCCCAGACGGUGGUUAA